Hevea brasiliensis (rubber tree) is the source of this 717-nucleotide messenger RNA. RefSeq names its product probable histone H2A variant 3. The transcript has 2 exons. The coding region runs from base 156 to 560 and encodes 134 amino acids. NCBI's taxonomy places the organism in Eukaryota, Viridiplantae, Streptophyta, Magnoliopsida, Malpighiales, Euphorbiaceae. Gene Ontology annotation, molecular function: DNA binding; structural constituent of chromatin; protein heterodimerization activity. Gene Ontology annotation, cellular component: nucleosome. The record is from RefSeq and is a predicted model, not a curated record.
AUUCCUGAUCGCGUUUGCUUCUCAGAGUCGCUUGUCUUGCUUGCGGGUCUUGGCAGCUCUUUCCUUUUUCCUUCUCACUCUCUUUCUUUCUGUGCUCCGUUUCUCGCAUUUUCUUCUGGAUUUCGCAUAAGAAACCCUAGAUUUUGAGCCGGAAAAUGUCGGGCAAAGGAGCCAAAGGCUUGAUUACUGGCAAAUCCACUCUCAAUAACAAAGACAAGGACAAGAAGAAGCCUGUCUCUCGCUCCUCUCGCGCUGGUCUCCAGUUCCCUGUGGGGCGGGUUCAUCGUCUUUUGAAAACUAGGGUUUCUGCAAAUGGAAGGGUUGGGGCAACAGCUGCUGUUUACACAGCAGCUAUACUGGAGUAUCUUACCGCUGAAGUGUUGGAGUUGGCGGGGAAUGCAAGCAAGGAUCUCAAGGUGAAACGUAUAACACCAAGGCAUUUGCAGCUUGCUAUACGGGGGGACGAAGAACUUGACACGCUCAUCAAAGGAACCAUUGCUGGUGGUGGGGUUAUCCCGCACAUUCACAAAUCCCUCAUCAACAAAUCCUCCAAGGAGUAGUCUCCCCUUUGUGUUUGUACCCUAAAAGCUGAUUUAAAAAAUGUAUGAGAAACAGUGAUAAGCGAGGAACCCAAUUGUGCCCUGACAAUUCUAGUACUUAAAUGUUGUUUGACAAGCAGUGUUAAGUUUUAUUUGUGUUGAUCUCUCUGUUUUUGAA